UCGGAGAGAACGCGGUCACACUGCCGUGCAGUUGUCAAAUUAAAAUUUUGAGAUGCUGCCAACAUUUUGCAAAUUCCUGGCCAUUUUCUGCAUCCUGGCGUGGCAGACCCAUGCUACUGGCAACCUGAGUCCCGGGGCGGUCGGCGUCCACCGUCGCUUCGAGUAUAAGUAUUCGUUCAAGCCUCCAUAUCUGGCCCAAAAGGACGGGACCGUGCCGUUUUGGGAGUACGGUGGAAAUGCCAUCGCCAGCUCGGAGAGUGUGCGCGUGGCGCCGUCGCUGCGUUCGCAGAAGGGUGCCAUCUGGACAAAAUCGCAGACCAACUUCGACUGGUGGGAUGUGGAGAUUGUCUUCCGGGUGACGGGCCGCGGCAGGAUCGGAGCCGAUGGCUUGGCCUUCUGGUACACCACCGAGAAGGGCGACUACAAUGGGCCAGUGUUCGGUUCUUCGGACCGCUGGAACGGCUUGGCCAUUAUCUUCGAUUCGUUCGACAAUGAUAACAAGCACAACAAUCCGUACAUCAGCGCCGUGCUGAACGACGGCACCAAGAUGUACGACCAUGCCAACGACGGCACCACCCAGCUGCUGAGCGGCUGCCUGCGUGACUUCCGUAACAAGCCCUUCCCCACGCGAGCGCGCGUCGAAUAUUACAACAACGUGCUCACCGUGCUCAUCCACAACGGGAUGACCAACAACAACGACGACUACGAGCUGUGCCUGCGCGCCGACGGUGUUAAUCUGCCCAAGAACGGCUACUUCGGCAUCUCGGCUGCCACCGGGGGUUUGGCCGACGAUCACGAUGUUUUCCACUUCCUGACCACGUCGCUGCACGCCGCCGGCCAGCUGCAGGAGCCCCCGAAGGUGGACAACCAGGAGAAGCUGACGCAGGAGUACAAGGAGUACCAGGAUAAGCUGGAGAAGCAAAAGCAGGAGUACAAGAAGGAGCAUCCGGACGAGCACAAAGACGAGGAGGAUUGGGAAGAGUUCUACGAGUCGGAGAACCAGCGAGAGCUUCGACAGAUCUGGCAGGGUCAGAGCCAGAUCGCCGAUCAUCUGCGCGAGCUGUCGCGCAAAGUGGACGAAAUUAUUGGCCGCCAGGAGACCACCUUAUCGCUUGUCUCACGCAACGCUGGACAGGCUGUGCCGCAACCGCCGGCUGCUGGCGGAGUGCAGCAACAAUUGCCAGUGGGAGCUGUCAGCAGGUCCGAUGUGGAUCUUCUGCUGACAAACCAGAAUGUGCUGCUCUCUUCGAUCCGCGAGAUUCGCCAGCUGGUGGGCGAUAUCAAUGUGCGCACUGAUAACAUUCAAACGAAUCAGAAGCACGCGCCCACAGCCCAAAUCCAGUCCACCGGCUAUGAUGUGCAAACGCUCAUAGCCGAGAUGCGCGACGGCAUGAACCAGGUCAAGCAGGGCAUCAGUCACGUGGGCCAGAGAUUGGGAGCGCCACAGGGCGCAGCGCAGGUGGCCAAUUGUCCCACUGGCAACUGCGUGGGCGUUACUUUGUUCCUAAGCGUAACCGUGGUGCAAUUGCUGCUAGUAUUUAUCUACAACAUCUUCAAAAACCGCAGCGAAGCACAAGCGAAAAAAUUCUAUUAGGCAAGAGAAAUAGCGCCAUUCGGAGAUCAUAGCCAGGAACAAGCAAGCACACAAGCAUACACCAUCACACAACAUCCACACACCUGACUCUAGGCAGCAACUAAGUUUAGAUGAAAUGAAGGAUUAAGACUACUUCGUAGCAUGUGUACACCGAUGGAUUUUUUAUCGACGUUUUGUUUGAUCAGUCAGAUCCCGAAUCUAAAUUAAAUUCGUUACUUAAUUAAAAAGGAAAGCACAAGAAACAAGAAAUUUGAACAAUGAAUAAGCCUCAUGACAAUGCCACGCAAUACAAACAAGAAAAGAUACGAAGCCACAAGACAAACUUCCCUCUAGUAAUAGCCAGAUGAUGUUUUUUUAUCGUUGUAGCUCGUCAAGUUUAAAUUUCCACUCCAUUCUCUCAACUCUGCAUAUCAGCAGGCAUAUUUCUAUAUACAAACAAAAACAAAAAAAAUCAUAAAAAUCGUAAAACAAAUUAAAAAUGUGAAAAUUCCGUAAAUAUAGUAAAUUUUCUAUAAUAAAACUUAUACCUUAGGGUUGAGUGAACUGAACAAUUGGUAAAAGAAAUAGAAAUCUUAAAAUUUUCACGCGCUAUCUUGACUCCCAACAGAAAGCGAUUAGCCAGCUUUUGUUGUUAUUUAGCCUGAAAGUGAAUUUAUGUAAGAAUAAUGAUGAUGAUGGAACUCUGUCUCACUAGGUUUUUGUUCGAUGCAAGGAGGUUUUUAUACUGAAUAAUCUUAAUAUACCUACUGAUAAAUUAUAAAACAAUUGAA
This is a messenger RNA of Drosophila serrata, 2364 nucleotides long. It is a transcript of the gene ergic53, whose product is annotated as lectin, mannose binding protein ergic53. NCBI's taxonomy places the organism in Eukaryota, Metazoa, Arthropoda, Insecta, Diptera, Drosophilidae. The record is from RefSeq and is a predicted model, not a curated record. Gene Ontology annotation, molecular function: D-mannose binding. Gene Ontology annotation, cellular component: Golgi membrane; endoplasmic reticulum membrane; endoplasmic reticulum-Golgi intermediate compartment. Gene Ontology annotation, biological process: endoplasmic reticulum to Golgi vesicle-mediated transport.